AUGUUUCAUCUUUUAGUUAUUAAGGAAAAUAAUCAGGAUGUAAUUGAACGUUUUGACAAUAUCGAAAAGUUGAUAAAAAGUCAGCAAAAAUCCGAGACAGCCAUUUCCAUGUCUGGCAUCAAGAGUAAAGACUGGAAUGCGAUUGAGAAAAGCAACCGGCCUCAAGCUA
This is a messenger RNA of Dentiscutata erythropus, 169 nucleotides long. The record is from the annotation of a GenBank genome assembly. NCBI's taxonomy places the organism in Eukaryota, Fungi, Glomeromycota, Glomeromycetes, Diversisporales, Gigasporaceae.